CUGGGGCGGACUGACAACUCAUGGGGCCCCCGGGCAAUAGGGGAUCAUGGGGCCCCUGUGUCCUUGCCCAAACUCAAAAAAGCCUAUGAUAAAGUUACCAGGGGCAUCUUAUGUCCGCCCCUUUUGGGCAAGGACACAGGGGGGGCCCCAUGAGCUGUCAGUCCGCCCCUGGUGGAGACACAGAUUGUUAUGGAUUUGUUGAAGAGAGAGCACAGCAGAAGCUCUUUUUUCUCUCUAUGGCCUCAUGCACACUUGACAUUUUUAUUGU
Molecule: messenger RNA, 268 nt
Organism: Staurois parvus
Lineage: Eukaryota; Metazoa; Chordata; Amphibia; Anura; Ranidae
Source: the annotation of a GenBank genome assembly